CGCCGCCCCGCACGGACGGGCUCGCACCGCUCUCCGCCGCCGCCAUGGCCGAUUCCGCCGCGCAGUUCUCGCUCGUCUCCUCCACCUCCUCGUCCAGCUCCGUGACCUCCUCCUCCGCCUCCUCCGCGCGGGCCCCGCUCGGCGGCUGCACGGGCGGCAAUUCCAUGUCUUGCGCCGCAGUGUGGGAUCUGCUGUUCUGGCGGGACGUGAGGAGGAGCGCGGUGGCCUUCGGUGCCAGCGUGGUGCUGCUGCUGUCGCUGGCCACGCUCAGCGCUGUCACCGUGGUGGCCCACGUGGCGCUGGCCCUGCUCUCGGUCACCAUCAGCCUCCGCGUCUACAAGGCCGUGGUGCAGGCCCUGCAGAAAUCCGAGGAGGGGCACCCCUUCAAAGCUUACCUGGACCUGGACGUGACGUUGUCCCCCGAGACCUUCCAGGCGCACGCGGCCGUGGUGGCCCAGCACCUGAACCGGGGCCUGCAGCUGCUCGUCCGCCUCUUCCUGGUGGAGGAUCUGGUGGAUUCCCUGGAGCUCGCCGUGGCCAUGUGGUUGAUGACCUACGUGGGAGCCGUUUUCAACGGCAUCACCCUCCUCAUCCUCGCCGACAUCUUGGCCUUCAGCGUCCCGCCCCUGUAUGAGAAGUACGAGGUGCAGAUCAAUCACUACGUGGUCCUCGUCCGCCGCCAGACCAAGGACCUCAUGGCCAAGAUCCAGGCGAAGCUCCCAGGUCUGGCCAAGAAGAAGCCGGAAUAAACCCCAAUGUUUGGGGGGGGGGGGGAAUUUGGGGG
Molecule: messenger RNA, 784 nt
Organism: Pseudopodoces humilis (Tibetan ground-tit)
Lineage: Eukaryota; Metazoa; Chordata; Aves; Passeriformes; Paridae
Source: RefSeq, a predicted model, not a curated record